UCAUGCAUGGAGCUCCUACUUGCGAGUGCAACACGUGCUACGCUGGCCAUGACUGCUCGGAGCUGUUGCUGAAUUGUUCGGCCAAUGUUGACAGUGGUGAUCCUGUGUAUCUAGAGCCAUACUGGCAGCGACAUGCAGCAAGCAGCGCAGUCCUGGUCUCAGGAUGGCACCGGAUGUCCUACAGGACCACAGGCGGCAACUUCAUCUCCGUCGAGCUCGAGAACCAUGUCCGCGGCCUCCACCGUGCCGUUGGCAAUGCAGUGGUCGACGGCAGGUUUAUCGUGUUUGGCACUGGAUCGAUGCAACUUAUUAACGCGCUUGUGUAUGCACUUUCACCAGAUUCUGCUGGUGAUGGCUCGGUUUCUCCGGCUAGAGUUGUAGCUUCUGUUCCUUUCUAUCCGGCUUAUAAGACGCAAACCGAAAUUUUUGAUUCAAGAGAGAAUGAAUGGGAAGGAAUAACCUCAAAAUGGCUAAACUCGUCAAAUGAAAACUUCAUAGAGUUUGUGACUUCACCAAACAACCCCGACGGACUCCUUAAAAGUUCAGUCCUGCGAGGCUCUUCUGUCAUCUACGACCAUUGCUACUACUGGCCUCAUUACACUGCUAUUCCAGCUCCAGCCGACGAAGAUAUCAUGAUGUUCUCCAUCUCCAAGUCCUCCGGCCACGCCAGUAGUAGAUUCGGGUGGGUGUUGUUGAAGGAUGAGAAGCUUUACAAGAAAGCAUUGACUUACAUGAGAUAUAGCGUGAUGGGUGUAUCUCGGGAUACACAGCUCCGAAUGUUGAAGAUCAUCAAAGUCAUUCUCAAAGAAGUAAGAGGGAAAGAAGACAUCUUCAUGUUUGGGUAUGAGACAAUGAGAGAGAAGUGGAAGAGACUGAACAAGCUAGUUUCAUCUUCCAAUUGAUUUUCGUUUUAGAAACUUGAUCCUCAGUACUGUACUUACUUUCAAAAGAUCAGGGAACCGUCUCCAGUGGCCGCGGCCAAAGCUAGGGGUAGAGGGGUUUACGGUGUUUAGCCUUAUUCUAAAGCUUAUGGAUGGUUGAAGUGCGAGAUGGAGGAAGAUAAAGAUUGUGAAGCUGUUCUAAGGAGGGAAGGCAUAAUUACUCGCGGCGGUGCAAAUUUCGGGGCUGAUAGCCGAUACACGCGACUGAGCCUUAUAAAGACACAGGAUGACUUUGAGCUUUUGAUGAGGAAAAUGGAAGCUAUAAUCUAAUACAAUUCAACGUAGAGGAAGGUUGCAAUUGAUUAUGUGUUGAUUGAUGCAGGAAAACUCUGAUGCUUAUAUGAUAGCCCCCCUUAGCUCAUUGCUUUGUAUACUUACAGUACUUUGAUAUGUGCUCUGAGACUAGAUUCUUAGUGUAUCCAUCUUUUAAGUAUAUGUUGAGUAAUUAGUCAA
Messenger RNA from Asparagus officinalis (garden asparagus), 1394 nucleotides. Its product is annotated as alliin lyase-like. Gene Ontology annotation, biological process: amino acid metabolic process. The record is from RefSeq and is a predicted model, not a curated record. The transcript has 6 exons. Lineage: Eukaryota; Viridiplantae; Streptophyta; Magnoliopsida; Asparagales; Asparagaceae. The coding region runs from base 3 to 902 and encodes 299 amino acids. Gene Ontology annotation, molecular function: transaminase activity; carbon-sulfur lyase activity.